AUGGAUACCAAUAUGGAGGACGUCGGACGGACGCCUGCCGACGUCUCGCCUGUUCAGCACGAGCCCGCCACGAUUCCCACGCUCGACGGGUGGAUUGAGAGCUUGAUGACCUGCAAGCAGCUUGCCGAGGCUGAUGUCCAGAGACUCUGCGACAAGGCCCGCGAAGUACUACAAGAAGAAUCAAAUGUCCAGCCAGUGAAAUGCCCCGUCACCGUCUGUGGCGAUAUCCACGGCCAGUUUCACGACCUCAUGGAGCUUUUCAAGAUUGGUGGCCCCAACCCCGACACAAACUACCUGUUUAUGGGUGACUAUGUCGACCGAGGCUACUACUCCGUCGAGACGGUGACCCUUCUCGUCGCUCUCAAGAUCAGAUACCCUCAGCGCAUCACCAUUCUUCGCGGAAACCACGAGUCGCGCCAAAUCACUCAAGUCUACGGAUUCUACGACGAGUGCCUGCGCAAGUACGGCAACGCCAACGUUUGGAAAUACUUUACCGACCUUUUCGAUUAUCUACCGCUGACAGCCCUCAUUGACAACCAAAUCUUCUGUCUUCACGGUGGUCUGUCUCCUAGCAUCGACACACUGGAUAACAUCCGAGCUUUGGACCGCAUCCAGGAAGUGCCUCAUGAGGGACCCAUGUGCGAUCUUCUUUGGUCGGACCCCGAUGAUCGAUGCGGAUGGGGAAUCUCGCCCCGUGGUGCUGGCUACACCUUUGGCCAGGACAUUUCGGAGGCCUUCAACCAUAACAACGGCUUGACGCUGAUUGCACGCGCGCACCAGCUGGUUAUGGAGGGAUACAACUGGUCGCAAGACCGCAACGUCGUCACAAUUUUCUCCGCUCCCAACUACUGCUACCGAUGCGGUAACCAGGCAGCUAUUAUGGAGAUUGACGAGCACUUGAAAUACACAUUCCUACAAUUCGACCCAUGCCCCAGAGCCGGAGAGCCAAUGGUUUCAAGAAGAACACCCGACUAUUUCCUCUAA
Molecule: messenger RNA, 984 nt
Organism: Akanthomyces muscarius
Lineage: Eukaryota; Fungi; Ascomycota; Sordariomycetes; Hypocreales; Cordycipitaceae
Exons: 6
Coding region: 1-984 (327 amino acids)
Biological process (GO): peptidyl-serine dephosphorylation; mitotic cell cycle
Cellular component (GO): cytosol
Molecular function (GO): protein serine/threonine phosphatase activity
Source: RefSeq, a predicted model, not a curated record